Messenger RNA from Chironomus riparius, 777 nucleotides. NCBI's taxonomy places the organism in Eukaryota, Metazoa, Arthropoda, Insecta, Diptera, Chironomidae. The record is from the annotation of a GenBank genome assembly.
CUAUACGUGGGAAAAAGCUGUGUUGAUUGCUGAAAGGGCAAAAAAAUAUUCGGCUUUUUUUGUGAAUUUGUUGCUUUUAUUAAUUAAAGCAAAUUUUUCGGAUCCUGAAGUGAAGAAAACAACAAGUCAUCAAAAAUGACGAUCGGAAAGAACAAUAAGAUGAUGCAGCAUCUGAACUAUCGUGUUCGUAUAGUUCUACAAGAUUCCCGUACGUUUAUUGGAACAUUUAAGGCAUUUGACAAGCACAUGAAUUUAAUAUUAGGAGAUUGUGAGGAAUUUAGAAAAAUUAAGCAAAAGAAUGCAAAACUUCCUGAUCGUGAAGAAAAAAGAGUUCUUGGAUUUGUUCUAUUACGUGGUGAAAAUAUAGUAUCAUUAACUGUUGAAGGACCACCACCUCCUGAAGAAGGUUUACCUCGAGUUCCAAUUCCAGGAGCUGGUGUUGGACGUGCAGCUGGUCGAGGCUUACCUCCUCCAAUGGCUGCAGCAGUUCCAGGUGGAUUAACAGGACCAGUUCGAGGCAUGGGAGGUCCAGCUUCUGUUCAUAUGGCACCACAAGGAAUGCCACCAAGACCUCCAAUGGUUCCAGGAAUGGUAGUUCCACCUAGAGGACCUCCACCAGGAAUGAUGCGUCCCAAUUUCCCUCCUCGAUAAACUGCAAAAUCUGAUUUCAUCAUAAAACAUUUGAGUAUAAGUAAACUUAAUUUUAAUCUAUUCCGAUUCUGUGUGUAAAGCAUUUUCAAUUUGAAAUAAACUGGAUUUUGAAAUUUACAUCUGAAA